GGGCUCCCAGGGGGACACCGGGGUGGGCGUGGCCUUUUUUUCUCUCCAGAACGGUUUACAGCUUUACGGCACCAGACGCUGCAGCGCUGUGACCUUAAUGGUCCCUGUCCCUGGUCCUGCUCCCCAGCAGCCUCAUGGAUCUGCGCCACCUGUGCCUUCAGGCCAGGGAAACAGGCAGCCCCGCGAAACGCGGGUCGACGAAUGUCCGCCAAGCACCCCUGACCUCACUACCUUUGCAGUAGCAAGCAGACUGUAGCCAUAAGUACGAAUGUCUAUGUGCCUAAAUUUCUCAAUAUAGAUAUAUAUUUGUGGAUAUUUAUUUUUGAAGGGGAAACCAGCUGGCAUCUGGAACCUUUGUGAAUGAGACUUUGUAAGAAGUGCUUCCUUAAAGUAGGGACGCAGAGUUCGUGCUGUUUUAGAACCAAAGUCGACGUGCGAGGCCUUGUGAAUCUGAAGCUGGUGUGGAGACGGCGUGGAGACUGACAACCUCCUUGGCUGAACAUUCUCAGACCUGAGUCAGCGAUUCUCUUUGACCAUCAAAAAAUGGCGACACUCCAUGUUUAACUCCCUUACUUUAGAAUUUGAGAAAUAUUAUCCAUAUUUAAAAAAACAAAACUGAAACACCCAUUGAUCUUAGGCCUGAGGUCCAAAGUAUGCGGCUGAACAUUUGUAUACAUAAUCCACUUCAAAGGAUUGUGUUGUACGCAUAUUUAUGAUUAAUUUUAUUUAUGUCAUAGGUCUCCGUCAUGUGAAUGUACAUUUUUAAUGCACUUAAUUCCUCUUUCUUACAGGCACAUUCAUUUUAGAAAUGUAUGUAAAAUAUUUUUUUGCAUUUUAAUGCAAUGCCAAAACUAAACUGUGACAUGACACUUGACCAGGGGUGCACAACGACAGCCAAUCCGUUUCGGCAUUUCAUUCCAAUUUCUGUUAUUUAAUUAGCCUCAAUCAUUUAUUUGAUCUGACCUCUGCAGCUGUAAAAUGCAUUUUAAAACACUUUUUUGCGCUCUGAUAGCUAUCGGAGUAAAUCUACAUCGGUACGUAUAGCAAAGUUACGCUAGAAUAGUUGUUGGAACUAAACCCAGCACACACGCACGCGUGCACUUCAGGACUGAAGUUGUGCACCCCUUCGACACAUCUUGCAUUGAGGGUUUUGUGCUCCUCCUCAACCUUAUUGCUGAUUUGGAAAACGGUGGCGGAACGAAAGCUGUGCAGAAGGCUGGCCACUAGAUGGGGCUGUGUGUUUGCUGGCUGGUACAGCUACGUCUAACGCAAAAGAGGAUUCUUCCCAGUGUCCGACAGCGCCGGUGGACAGAGACAACCACUGACAUCUGUAAGACUACUUGCCUUCUCAUCGAAAAGGGACUAUCAGAAAUGUUUCCCCUUUCUAAUACACACGCUCAGCGAUUGUCAGGUUCCACACUGUGAACAAACGGCUGCCUUUCACCUGACUUACUACCAGAGAAUACUUUUAUCUGACGAGUGUUUUAUUGGGUUACUGUACAAUCGUGUGUGUGAUGGACGUAUGUGCUGAGGAAACUGCUUUUACGCAGCCUGUAGACAUUGAUGAGGGUAAAGGACUUCCCCUGUUAAUCUCGAGAAGGCCUGCACUGUGUUUGAUUAACUUGUGUAUUUUAUGAGAAGUGUGCUAGUCUAUAAAUCAGUAUGCUUUUAAUGGAAAAUUCCCUUGGUCGUGUGGUGUUUCAACUCAAAUGAAAGUGCUGACGCGAUCAAUCAAGUCCGCAGCAGUUUAUACGUGUGCCAUUGAGGUUUAGACAGCCUGGAUAAAAGAGGGCCCGCUUAAUUGCUUAAUUGCUUACACACAGACACCUUCUUGGAAAGUAAAACGAUGUCUGGGUUAGUCAGUCAAUUCAGCAGAUUUAGCUUGGAAUAUAACAAAAAUAAUCUAGUAGGCCUUUCUUUUUUUUCUUUUCUUUCGAUAGAGACCACAUAAGGAAUCGUAUUCUGGUAUCACGCAAUCUUGACAUUUGCAAGCACUCUUGUGUAAAAGCAUGUUACGCUGCUACAUUGCACUUUUGAAACAAGUCUGUAAAAUAACUUCGAAUAAUUAAGGGAAAUUAAAUAGGACAAUUUCCUUCGCUUUCACUAAUUUGUUAUUGCCCGCACGUGAUAGAAGGCCCAGUGAACUAUCGGACACAUAACAGUGUCAAACAAAAUCGUAUUGUUCUUUCUCGUGGUCAGACUAAGAAGAGAAAGAGAGAAAAAAAGUUUACAGCAGUGUGAGAAUGAACAGCGUAAACCACGGGCAACUAGAUGCGAUACCACGUCUAAAAUUAUUUAACUGCGUUCACGCCGAAUGUGGAGCCAGGUUCACCAAGGAAUGGCGUUUGAAAGAACACGAAACGGUCCAUACUGGCGCGCCGCCGCCUCUGUUUCCACACCAGCGACCCUUGCAGUGCCCCCAGCCGGGUUGUGGCCGACGCUUUUCCCGCAGGUCUCACCUCAGCCGCCAUAAUUUAAGCCACUCCGGAGCGAAGCAGUUCAGAUGUACUCAGUCGGGUUGCCCCAGCAGCUUCUUUAGCGUUGGCAAACUGAAGAGGCAUGUCUUGUAUGCCCACGGUAACAAGGACACGUACUUCAAGUGUCGUCACCCAGAAUGCCAUCUAAUGUUCCGGAAACGCAGGAUGUACAAGAUGCAUCUGAAAGAACAUGGCGUCUCUCCAAACUUCAGGUGUGUGAAGGAGGGCUGCGGGGCGGAGUUCGAGACCCGUGUGGCUCGCAGGGCUCACGAGAGAACCCACGCAGGCUACUCCUGUCCUGUGAUUGGCUGCCAGGUGGUGGAGCGCACCUGGGGGAGGAUACGCAAGCACGCGCAGACGCAUCCAGCGUCCUACGCCUGCUCACGGUGCCAGGCGAGCUUUGGGAGGCGGGAGGCCCUCCGUCGCCACCGGCGACGCCACGCCCUGCAGAAGCCCGUGCUGCUGUGUCCCCGGGAGGGCUGCCAGAGCUACUUCUCCACCACCUUCAACCUGCAGCACCACAUCCGCAAGACGCACCUGCAGCUGCUCAAACACCGCUGCGCCUACCCUGCCUGUGAGCGCGCCUUCGCCAUGAGGCGGUGCGUCUCCAGGAAAAACCGCAGAGCUGUCUGGCUUUUGACUGGUGGUUUUUGCUGCCCCCUGCAGGAGAGCCUGAACAGACACAUGGUUCACCACGACCCGCACGGGGCCGGUUUGAAGAAGCGCUGGCGGUCCAGUAAGAAGUGGCAGAAGCGGCUGAAGGGCGGUCAGCAGCGCCCCCUGGUGGAGGAGGACCUGCGGCGCCUCUUCGCCCUGCGCCUGCGUUUCCCGCGCCGGGCCAAGGUGGAGGCCGACCUCUCGGGCCUCUUCAACGAGCGCAAGAUCCCGCGCCUCGUCAGUCCCGAGGUCAACCUGCAGCAGCUCUUCAGCCUCAAAGCGCCCGGCAACCAGGCCCCCCCGGCCAAGGUUUAGAGGCAAACGGGCAGGGGACGGAUACCCCAAAAAAAUCCCUGAGAAUAUUUUUGAACUUUAAUUUUCUUGACCCUUUUUUUUGUUCCUAUUUGGAAUGGGCUUGACUGUUUGACAGCCUGAAUUUAAGUCAAAUUUUGUUGUACAAAUGACAAGAGAAAGUGGGUAUUUUUCUUUAAAUGAGACCAUAAGCCUUGUAUGUUCUAUGUAUGUUUUGUUGAAUAUACCCAAUAAAGAGGGACAUUGCCCCAAAUAGCAAUA
Molecule: messenger RNA, 3707 nt
Organism: Anguilla anguilla (European eel)
Lineage: Eukaryota; Metazoa; Chordata; Actinopteri; Anguilliformes; Anguillidae
Product: P43 5S RNA-binding protein-like
Exons: 9
Coding region: 2244-3449 (401 amino acids)
Biological process (GO): regulation of transcription by RNA polymerase II
Cellular component (GO): nucleus
Source: RefSeq, a predicted model, not a curated record